UUGCCUAGCUUGCUACAGCAUCGUACUGAUCUUUGUUCCAACGAUCAAGAUGAGCUUUGGCUUUUCGCCCGGAGAUAUUGCGCUAUUCGCGAAAUUCAUCACCAAGGUCAUCGACGCGUUGAAGGAUGAAGGCGGUUCGCAGUUCGAGUAUCAGUCAGCUAUACAGCAAUGCCAGGAUGUCCUGGACCUGAUGGACGAUGUCGCACAAUUGGACUUUUCUAGUGUUCCACAGUCACUUAAGACCAAGGUUGAGGCGCGAUUGGAAAGCACAAAGUCCAUCGUGUCGGAUUUCAAGACGAUGAUUGCGCGUUAUGAGAAUUCGAUGGGAAAAUCUUCAAAGCGCAAUGCAGCUAAAAGUGCAUUGCGAAAGGUGCAAUGGGCAUUCGAUGCGGCAGAGGACUUGAGCAGAUUCCAGCCCCGACUUUCUGCGCAACUGCACAUGGUGCAGAUUGUCCUACAAAUGAGCGUUUGGAAGUUCCUUAACGUAACCCCGCAAUCAAAUCGACUGCUAGCUGCCCCAAAACCAACCCAACUAGUUGAGGAUAGCCGAUCGUCUUCGCGUCAACUACCCUACAUGCUCAAUCGCGGACUUCUAGACCAGGACCAGGUGCAAGGGCUGGCAGUACAGAUCACGGACUUAGUCUAUCAAAGACUGCUCACGCGACCGUCUAUUGGCAUGAAUAUUCCGGGUAGGGCUUUCACGUUGCCAGGAGAUGAGGCCGCUGUGAUGCUCAGGCAGCCUCAACACGCAAAAUCGCCGCCGGAAAACAGUGCACUGGGGUCGGGUAUGAUAGCCUCUAUAUCCUCUCCCUCUCAAACUACCUCACGACAAGAAGAGGGAAACACAUCGUCGCACAAAAACAAGGCUUCCAGCUCAUCUGUGGCUCAAUACAAGCCUACAGAACCAUUGAUAGAGGAGAUAAAUGAGCACCUCCAUGAGCUGAAUCUCGGACUGCUCUCGGACGCAGAGAUACAAGGUCUUGACGAUAUAGCUUUGCCACGCUUACUCUCAGCAGACUCUCAUGAGAUGCCAGAGAGCGAUCACAACGGACCAGUCAAAGAAGAAAAUCCGCAACCGCGCCGAAGAUUUCGAACCAAGUUCAGAGCACCUGGAGUAGAUCCCCUUUCCACGCUAUCUUUGGCUUCCAAUAUUAUACAAUUCGUCGAUUUCGCAGCCAGAAUCGCAAAUCAAGCAAAUCUUAUAUACAGGGAUAACAAUAGCGGGAAUGACAAGUUUCGGACGUUUUCGGGAAGAGUGACACAAUACACCCAGCUACUAAACGUAGUAGCUGAGACUGUGAUGGCUAAGAUGGACGAAGACGGCCUCCAAUCCUCAAUAACACAGCUGCUGUCCGAGACUCAGAGAGCACUUUCAGAGGCCAGAGAUAUUUUUGAGAGAUACAUUGUGGGUAGAGCUUCGGGAUCUAAGAUCACGGCUGCGAGGUUGAUGUUCACUUGGAAAAGAGAUCUAGAGCGGAUUUCGGGUGUCAUGGAUGAGAUAGAGGUUCUGAAGGCAAACCUCAUCAUCAUCCUCCAGACGUCGCAGAUUAGGGCGCAAAGUAGAAUUGAUUUCAGACUGAAGGGACAAAGCUAUCAAACGGUCGUGGUUUAGAAAUUCACAUUUCAAAGGAUCACUCAAUGAUAUGUACUUGCGAAACACUAUAGACUGAUGAAUUACGGCACAUUUAAUUACAUUUCCUCGCUACAUAAGUCGGGCCGCGAAAUUGUGAACUUUUGAAAUCCGGUCUACGUAAAAAAGUCAAGAUGGACAAGCCACAAAGCAUUCCUGAUUCAAGAAUAACGGCAAUUGAUAUGGCAUGUAAGAAGAAUGAUCAAAAGCUCUCAAUCCGGC
Messenger RNA from Periconia digitata, 1852 nucleotides. The record is from the annotation of a GenBank genome assembly. NCBI's taxonomy places the organism in Eukaryota, Fungi, Ascomycota, Dothideomycetes, Pleosporales, Periconiaceae.